This is a messenger RNA of Macrosteles quadrilineatus (aster leafhopper), 1909 nucleotides long. RefSeq names its product zinc finger protein 182-like. Gene Ontology annotation, biological process: regulation of transcription by RNA polymerase II. Gene Ontology annotation, molecular function: RNA polymerase II cis-regulatory region sequence-specific DNA binding; DNA-binding transcription factor activity, RNA polymerase II-specific. The record is from RefSeq and is a predicted model, not a curated record. NCBI's taxonomy places the organism in Eukaryota, Metazoa, Arthropoda, Insecta, Hemiptera, Cicadellidae. The coding region runs from base 53 to 910 and encodes 285 amino acids. The transcript has 5 exons.
AGUCCAGGCCGGUUAUCUGCAAUAUUUUCGACAUUAAACGAAUUCAGAAAAUAUGGCGGAUAACAACAAGAAUGGAUACUUAACAGUUGCAACAAACUCCAUGAUUCAACAGCAUCUUGCGGCACAGUCACAGCAGAAACUCAAAAUGGAUGAGCAACAAGUAAACUACAGCCUUAAAGUGCCCCAAGUUAACCACUCUCAGGAGUCUUUUACCAUGGUUCCAGAUGACGGGCUUGGCUACGACGAUGGUGUCAGAGUACUCCGCUCUAUUGGGACAUGGGCUCCAGAUUACUCGAGCAGCUCUAGUUCACAAAGUUACCAGCCUGAAAACUCCUAUAAUGAAGUGAAAAAGGCCUCGCCAUCUACCAACGCUUCCCAGACUCAGACCUACCAGAUGUCACUGCAGAAGCCCAAGCCCAAGGUGGAGAAUAACAAUAAGAGCUUCACCUGCACCGAGUGUGGGAAAGGCUUGGCUAGGAAAGAUAAACUUGUGAUACACAUGAGGAUCCACACUGGUGAGAAACCUUACGUGUGCGAAGUUUGUAAGAAAGCGUUCUCCCGACGAGACAAGCUGGUGAUACACAUGAACAAACUGAAGCAUCUGACUCCAUCGAACCUGGCCCCACUGUCCAAGCGUGUGCCAGACUCCCGCCCUCCGCAGCCUCAGCACACUCUGGUUGCACCUAGGAAGGAGAUGAAGGACGAGAGCACUUCCAUGUCUCCCCCGCCACCUCCCCCACCUCACCCUUCCGUUAUGCCCCUGGAUACAACUACGUACUGCGGCCCGUUUCCUCAGCCAGACCAGAGCUACUGUCUGAUGUGUCAUCAGUCCUUCACCAAUAGGGACCAGUUUAUGUUCCAUCUGCGUACACACUUCCGCACCCCUGACUCCACACAAGUCUGCUCCUAAGUGACUCAGUAUCAUCACCUAGACAUGCUAAACGUAUCGAGCUAUGUCUGUAUUAGCUUUAAACUAUCCUGCCGACUAAAGCCCACCCUGGAAGAUGGUUAGCUGUAGUUAGCCGUUUGUUUGCUAUAGUUCAGGACUUGGAGGUAAAAUUUGAGCGUGGAAGUUAGUUUCUUAGUUGUUAAUGAAUCUUGUCAAUGUGAAGAUGCUUACAUCACAAUAAGGUAACAAAAUAGGAUUUUAUCAUUGCUGAUUCUGGUACAAGGAACUAAGGUAAUAUCAGUUGAUGGGAUGAAACAUCUCAUAAUUUAGCUUUAUAUAAAGCUUAGAAUUUCUAAGUGCCAAGUUUUUUGUUUCAUGACACUUUUUAGUAUUUAGUGUCUGAAUAGCCGUAAAGGUUUGUCAAUUGACAAUUUAUGUCUUUGCAAAUGCUAUUAAAACUAAUAUGAACAGUCGUAGCUUUAAAUAUUGUAAGGUUUUGUGUUGAAACAAGUGGCACACAACAAAGAUGGCAUGGAUCCACAGGAAACUUGUAUGUAGAAAGUUCAGGUUGUAGUAGGCCUAUGUGCCGCUAGUGGGGCUGUGAUCACAUUUGGUACAUUAACACAUGCACUCAGCACAGUAUGGAGAGAUAACGAAUAAUUGGGACAAGACUAGUUUUGAGGGCAAGAGGAGCAAAGAGAGAUUUUCUUAUGGUGUGAUAUUUCUGGGACCUACAUCUUGUAGAGAUCUGAAUCUAAAAUUUAUGUGUAUACAUUAUCAAAUGCAAUACAGAAUUUACUCUACUGAAAUUGAUUCUCAUUAUUAUUUAUAUUUACUUCUUUUUAAAAUUUAUUUCCAAACUGUUGAUAUCAGAAACAUAUGUUAAUCACCCGAAAUUAAGGAAAAAUUGUUAAUGUUCAUUCUAUACAGCUCAGUUUUUAUUUCCCUUGAUGUCAAGGUUCCUGUACAAGAAAUACAGUUCAGUGAAAAUAAAGACUUUUUAAGUACUAAAAUGUCGAC